This is a messenger RNA of Gymnodraco acuticeps, 4977 nucleotides long. RefSeq names its product E3 ubiquitin/ISG15 ligase TRIM25-like. The transcript is spliced from 2 exons. Lineage: Eukaryota; Metazoa; Chordata; Actinopteri; Perciformes; Bathydraconidae. The coding region runs from base 378 to 1490 and encodes 370 amino acids. The record is from RefSeq and is a predicted model, not a curated record. Gene Ontology annotation, molecular function: zinc ion binding.
CCAACAUGUUGUUGUUGCUCAGACUGGAAUCGUUUAUCAAGAAAUGAGACUCACACUGCAGACAGCAGACAGAGGGAAGUGCAUAUCUGGAUCUACUGAAGCGGAUGUUAAAUUGACCAGACUUCUUUCUGAGGAUUGAUAUGACUGCACAUAGUCCCUGAUCCUUGUGUUAGAAAGUAUUAACAACUUCUGGAAGUCCAAAUUGAUCAAUCAGAAUAAAGUUUUGAACUAAGUCGUAUAAAAAAGGACAGACCCUGCCUUUCACAUCGAGCUUCUCUCAGCGGAUUCCUCAGUCACUUCAGCAACAAGAGCAGAGGGAGCACAGAGUGUUUCUGUCCAGAGAAAAGGAGAAUAUAUCACUAACAGUGAGAAGUGAAAUGGCGCAGAGAGGAGUUCAGCUGGAGCGGGAAACCUUCUCUUGUUCCAUCUGUCUGGAUCUACUGAAGGACCCGGUGACGGUCCCCUGUGAACACAGCUACUGCAUGAAGUGUAUUAACAGCCACUGGGAUGGAGAGGAGGUCCACAGCUGCCCUCAGUGCAGGCAGAGCUUCACACCGAGGCCUGUCCUGCUGAAGAACACCAUGUUAGCAGCUUUAGUGGAGGAGCUGAAGAAGACUGGACUCCAAGCUGCUCCUGCUGAUCACUGCUAUGCUGGAGCUGAAGAUGUGGCCUGUGAUGUCUGCACUGGGAGGAAGCUGAGAGCCUUCAUGUCCUGUCUGCAGUGUGUGGCCUCUUACUGUGAGACACACCUCCACCCUCACUAUGAAUCAGCUGCAUUACAGAAACACAAGCUGGUGGAGCCCUCCAAGAAGCUCCAGGAGAACAUCUGCUCUCGUCACGACGAGGUGAUGAAGCUGUUCUGCCGCACUGAUCAGCAGAGUAUCUGUUCUUUCUGCUCUGUGGACGAACACAAAGGCCACGACACGGUGUCAGCUGCAGCAGAGAGGACUGAGAGGCAGAGAGAGCUGGAGGGGAGUCGACUAAACAUCCAGCAGAGAAUCCAGGAGCGAGAGGAAGAUGUGAAGCUGCUUCAGCAGGAGGCGGAGAUCAUCAGUCGCUCUGCUGAUGAAGCAGUGGAUGAAAGUAAGAAGAUGUUCACUGAGCUGAUCCGUAUCAUGCAGGAGAGACGCUCUGAUGUGAAGCAGCAGGUCAGAUCCCAGCAGAAGAGGGAAGUGAGUCGAGUCAAAGAGCUUCAGGCGAAGCUGGAGCUGGAGAUCAAUGAUCUGAAGAGGAAAGACGCUGAGCUAGAGCAGCUGUCACUCACAGAGGAUCACAACCAGUUCCUGCAAAGCUACUCUUCACUGCCAGCCCUCAGUGUAACCAAUCACUCACCCAGCAGCAACACCCGUCCUCUCAGAUACUUUGAGGAUGUGACAGAGGAUUUAUCAGGGGUCAGAGACAAACUACAGAAGGUCCUGAGGGUCAAGUGGACCAACAUCUCACUGACUGAAGUCAGAGUUUUACGGCCACAACCAGAGCCCGAUUCUUAAAAUAUGCAAGAGAAAUCACUCUGGAUCGAAACACAGCAUAUGGACAGCUGCAUUUAUAUAACGGAAACAGAGUAGCAAAAUUCAAGAGUUAUUCAGACUAUUAUAUUAGUCACUCAGACAGAUUCACUGAGGAUAGGCAGGUCCUGAGCAGAGAGAGUCUGACUGGACGUUGUUACUGGGAGGUGGAGUUUAGAGGACAAGGAAGCAUUGUAGCUGUCGCAUACAAGAGCAUCAGCAGAGCAGGGUGGUCUACAUUUGGACAAAAUGACAAAUCUUGGGCAUUAGACCUUAGACACAAAUAUAUAUUUGUGUACAAUAGUGUCAUCACUCCCGUCUCAGGUCCUUGGUCCUCCAGAAUGGGAGUGUACCUCGAUCACACUGCAGGUAUUCUGUGCUACUACAGCAUCAUCGAUGAAACCAUGACCCUCCUUCACAGAGUCCAGACCGUGUUCACUCAGCCGCUGUAUGCUGGAAUUGGGUUAUAUUCUCAUUGGGGAGACAUUGUUGAGAUAUGCAAACUCAAAUAGACAGAAGUGAAAAACUGGUUGCCGACAUCUUUCCUUAUCGGAGCCUUUUUCUAUCAUGGAGAAGUCAUAAGUGACAUAUUUUAUGUAUUUUUACGAUAUAGUCAAUGCAUAACACUAACAGUAAACACAGUAUAUUCCUGGGCUAUCAGAAACCUCCAGCGACCUGCUGAAAGCCUACUAUGAGGAAUAUAAUAAGGACCCUUUCUCCUCUACCACCAUGGAACUUGGAGAGACCCUGAUCAGUGAAGUUGGGGAAGAACGAAGGAAAGUCUGGAAGGAAAUUAUAGAACACCAAUAUGACAAAUAACAGCAGAAAGGCAUGGGCUACAAUCCGCUGUCUUGGCGAAGACCACACCACACCACCCAUAAUCACAACGGUCACAGCAAACUCGGUUGCAUCACAGCUGGUGGCCAACGGCCGUAACCAACACCGCCACCAACCCACAGGAGAACACCAUCGCACAGUGGUAUCAGACCAACCACAACCAGCCAGCCCUCUCACCAAACCCUUCAACAUAGAAGAACUCAAAACUGCAAUGGGUAAGCUGAAACCCGGAAAAGCAGCAGGGAUUGAUGAUGUACUGGCAGAAAUGAUACAGCACCUGGGACCUAACGCAAAGACCUGGCUCCUGGAGAUGCUGAACACAUGUAUGGCACAAAAAACCAUCCCUCCUGUCUGGAGAAAGGCCAAAGUGGUUGCAAUCCCCAAACCCGGCAAAGACCCAUCAUCCCCAAAGAGCUACUGACCCAUUUCCCUCCUCUGCAUCACUUACAAGCUCUACGAGAGUCUGCUACUCCAACGCCUCAUGCCACUCAUAGACACCAAGCUGACUAAAGACCAAGCUGGUUUCCGCUCCUGUGCUGGACAGCUACUCAACCUCACCCAACACAUUGAGGAUGGGUUUGAAGGAAAACAAAUAACUGGAGCAGCAUUCAUAGAUCUCUCUGCUGCCUAUGCCACCGUACAAUGGUCAGGAAACUACUGGACAUGACUGGUGACCUGAAUCUGUGUCAAGUCAUCAAAAGCCUCCUCAACAACAGGCUCUUCUACGUCCAGUUAAAUUACCAGAGGAGCAAGUGGAAAGCCCAAAAGAACGGCCUCCCACAAGGUAGGGUACUGGCCCCCCUCCUGUUCAACAUAUACACAAACGACCAGCCAGAACUAUUGAUAGUGUAAAUUGGAAUGAUCCACAUCUGUGCUCCCGGGUGUAUCUGUAUGUUUUCUUCUUGUAUGUUCCUGCCUGUGUACAUGACAUAAACUGCUGCUCAUAACCAAUUGCCCCUUGCAGGAUUAAUAAAGUUGUUGAUUGAUAACUCCCAGAAUGCCAGCGUUUCAUCUACGCAGAUGACCUCUGCAUCACCACCCAACAAGCAGACCUCCAGAAGAUUGAGCCUGUCCUUGAAAGUGCCCUCCAAGAAAUGUCAAGCUACUACAAAAACAACCACCUGAAACCUAACCCAUCAAAAACCCAACUAUGCAGCUUCCACCCGAGGAACCGAGACGUUAAAAAAGAACUGAGCGUCACCUGGGAUGGCCACAACUGUCCAACCAUACGCAUCCCAUGUAUCUUAGUGUUACACUGGAUAGGACACUCUCCUUCAAGAAACACCUGGAGAACACCAAAGCCAAGGUCAACACCCGCAACAACAUCCUGCGCAAACUAGUGAACUCCAAGUGGGGCGCAGAUCCACCAACAAUCUGUGCAACUGCCAUGGCCCUGUGUUUCUCUACAGCAGAGUAUGCCUGCUCAAGCUGGAGCCGAUCACGUCACACCAAACUGGUCGACACAGCCUUGAAUGACACCUGCCGCAUCAUCACGGGAUGCGACAACACCUGUCCCGUGCCUCUACGCGCUAGCCGGCAUCUCUCCCCCGCACAUCAGACGACUAGGUAUCGCUCAAGAUGAACGGAGAACACAGGAGACAGACAUCAGACACCCCUUGCAUGGCCACGUAGCACCCCCACGCAGGCUCUGAUCCAGAGCCAUUUUUCUGCAGACAGUCCUGCCCCUCCAGACAACCAAACAAGCAGCAAGGACCAAUGUCUGGGAAGAUGAAUGGCAAAGAAAUGACACACGAGCUCUUGAAUGGCUGGACAGAGGAAUCACACCUACGGAAAGCCUCGCUAGUGGCCACGACCUUGGCUGGACAACCGGGAAGUCACUUAACAGACUGCGUGUGGAACGGGGGAGGUGCAGAAGACACAUGCAGCUGUGGAUCAGUGCAGACAAUGUCCCACCUACUGGAAUGUCCUGAUGCCCCCCGGUGCGGUCCAGAAGACCUGGCAGAACCUACCCCAUCAGCUGUGGCCUGUGCCCGAUACUGGCAGAACGACAUCUGAGAUUGCUACGGACUCGAAGAAGACUAACAGCAAAACUGAUCAAAUAACACAAAUAGUGAAUGCAAUAUAACUGCAGGAAGUUUGUGUAAAACGAUAAAUUUAAAUACAUUUGAAUUAGAUAACCGUCUGUAAAUAUUGAAUCAGAUUAGUUUUUCCUCUUAUUUUGGUACUUCAUUACAAAUCUCUGUUUGUAUUGUGUAUUUUAUGUUUAACCUUUAUUGAUAGGCUUCUUUUUUGACGGUGUUUUCUUUUUGUUAUAUUCGCUGUUUGAUGCUUUACUAAAGCUGGACGAGGCUCUGUGAAUACAGCAGCUUGUGUUCUGAAAGGAUAAUCCAACUUUAAAAAUAUGUGAAUUGAAAUGUCUGGAGUAUAAUCUCCUGAUUUUGUAAAUCUUAUUUUCUGAUAUUUUCUGAAAUGUUUUAUUAUUUGUAUCGCCUAAAUAUUUGUUGUUGCGUUCAUUAUUAUUUGACUUUCAUAUGAAAUGCUUAGCCUAAUGUUGCUUCUAUUGCAUUAUCGUUGUUGGAAAUGACAUCUUAAUGGGUUAUUCCCAACUUCUUUUAAUUUUAUUAAUUACUGCACAAUAUAAGAUAUAACACUUCCGAUUAAAGGGUAAGUGAAU